Molecule: messenger RNA, 1976 nt
Organism: Coffea eugenioides
Lineage: Eukaryota; Viridiplantae; Streptophyta; Magnoliopsida; Gentianales; Rubiaceae
Product: glucan endo-1,3-beta-glucosidase 5
Exons: 2
Coding region: 247-1740 (497 amino acids)
Biological process (GO): carbohydrate metabolic process
Cellular component (GO): plasma membrane
Molecular function (GO): hydrolase activity, hydrolyzing O-glycosyl compounds
Source: RefSeq, a predicted model, not a curated record
UGCAGUUUCAACUUUCAUACUCGACAAUAUAUAAUAUCCCUUCUCCUUCCUCCUCUGUCUCUGUCCUCUCAGUCUCAGUCUCGGCAGUUGGUUUGCUCAGCUCUCACAGAAGAGGGGUGGUGGCCUGGUGGCUGUGUGCAUGCCGACUACGGCGCACACAGACUCUCUCCGAGAGUGAAUGACCGAUCUUGUAAGCAGCUCUGAGGACCUGUCCCCUCCAAAACAUUCCGAGAAAGGGAAGAAAAAAUGUCCCCGUUUUUCGCUAAAGACGCUGCUACGGGCAGUAAAUGUAAUAUUGGUAGUAGAGUUCUUUUGUCCAUCCUAGCGGUGGUGGUGGUGGUUGGGUCAUCAGGUAUGGUGGCGGUGGUGGAGUCCGGAAUAGGAGUCAAUUGGGGCACCGUCACUCUACACAGGCUGUCUCCCCACACUGUGGUGAAUCUUCUCAAGGACAACAAGAUAGGGAAGGUGAAGCUGUUCGAUGCCGACCCAGAUUCGUUGAAAGCUCUCAUGGGCUCCGGGAUUGAGGUCAUGGUUGGGAUCCCCAAUGACAUGUUGUCUCUGCUUAGCUCCUCCCCUACUGCUUCCGAUUCGUGGGUCUCCCAGAAUGUAUCCAGAUACAUGGUCAAGAACGGUGUUAAUAUCAAGUAUGUUGCUGUAGGAAAUGAACCUUUCCUUACAAGUUAUUCUGGUCAAUAUCAGUCUUAUGUUGUCCCAGCAUUGACGAACUUACAACAGUCCUUUGCAAAAGCAAAUCUUGCAGGUAUCAUAAAGCUAGUCGUGCCCUGCAACGCUGAUGCUUAUGAGUCAUCCCUUCCUUCACAAGGGGCAUUCCGACCUGAACUCAACCAAAUAAUGACUCAACUUGUUUCAUUUCUGAACUCUAAUGGCUCACCUUUCAUAGUCAAUAUCUACCCAUUCCUCAGUCUGUAUGGAAGUUCUGAUUUCCCUCAGGACUAUGCGUUCUUUGAUGGGACAACACAUUCUGUGAUAGAUGGACCAAAUGUUUAUAAUAAUGCAUUUGAUGGGAACUUUGAUACAUUAGUUGCUGCCCUCAGUAAAAUUGGAUACGGCCAGAUGCCAAUCAUCAUAGGAGAGGUGGGGUGGCCAACUGACGGGGUCAUCAGUGCUAAUCUUUCUGCUGCGAGGGCUUUUAAUCAAGGCCUCAUAAAUCAUGUUUUAAGCAACAAAGGAACCCCCCUGAGGCCUGGUGUGCCUCCUAUGGAUAUAUACCUCUUCAGUCUUUUAGAUGAAGGGGCUAAAAGCACACUUCCGGGAAAUUUUGAGAGGCAUUGGGGAAUUUUCUCUUUCGAUGGCCAGGCAAAGUACAAGCUGAACCUUGGCAAUGGAUUAUUAAAGAAUGCAAAAGACGUUGAGUAUCUUCCAUUCAGAUGGUGUGUGGCAGAUCCAUCCAAGGACCUGUCUACAGUGGCUAACCACUUCAAACUUGCUUGCAGCUAUGCUGAUUGCACAACGCUCAACUAUGGGGGAUCAUGUAAUGACAUUGGGGCCAAGGGAAAUAUUUCUUAUGCAUUUAACAGUUACUAUCAGCUACUGAAACAGAAUGUCCAAAGCUGCGAUUUUGAUGGGCUUGGGGUGGUGACAUUCUUGGAUCCUUCAGUUGGUGAUUGCAGAUUUCUAGUAGGGAUCACGGAGGGGAAAUCUUCAGGAAUUUGUUUGGAUGGUAGGUUAGUCAUAGUUCUUUUGCUGAUAUUUUGGGUGAGUUACAUUUAUCUUGUGUAGUAAAUUAAACAGUUCUUAAAGUGGGGUUUUCCAGUUCCCUCUUCUGAGAUUUAUAGCUAUCAAAAGGUGGAGGAUAUAAGUUUUAGCUUUACAGAAACUUGUAGUCAGGUGGAGUAUUAGUAUUAGUAAUGCUCGUGAUUUUGCGGAUAUGCAUACUAUGUACACAUUUAGCCGUUUACUUGUCUAUAUUGGAGUUUUGCCGUCUCUUAUUUGGUGUAAACUUGAUGAUCUCUUUA